This is a messenger RNA of Lucilia sericata (common green bottle fly), 960 nucleotides long. RefSeq lists its product as uncharacterized. The transcript has a single exon. Gene Ontology annotation, biological process: DNA integration. The record is from RefSeq and is a predicted model, not a curated record. The coding region runs from base 1 to 960 and encodes 319 amino acids. NCBI's taxonomy places the organism in Eukaryota, Metazoa, Arthropoda, Insecta, Diptera, Calliphoridae. Gene Ontology annotation, molecular function: nucleic acid binding.
AUGGCAGACUUGCCUAUUGAAAGAACUACCUUUAGUCGCCCUUUCACUAAUACCGGCGUUGACUUUGCUGGCCCUUUCGAAAUUAAAAGUUUUACAGGCAGAUACUCUCGUAUUUCAAAAGGUUAUGUGUGUCUCUUUGUCUGUUUUUCUACGAAGGCUAUUCAUCUGGAAGCAGUAAGUGAUCUGUCUACUCCUGCGUUUUUAGCCGCUUUAGCUCGUUUUAUAGCACGUCGUGGUUGCCCAAGUCGUAUUUUCUCCGAUAAUGGUAGAAAUUUUGUAGGUGCUGCACGAGAACUAGAGUCUAAUUUUGGAAAACUUGUAAAAGAACUGCGAGAUACAGCUGUUGAAAAAUAUGGUCAUCAACAUUUAGAAUGGAGUUUCAUCCCUGCUGCAGCCCCACAUAUGGGUGGAUUGUGGGAAGCUGGCGUGAAGAGUCUGAAAAUACACUUCAAGAAAACUGUAGGCCAAUCAAAAUUCACCUUUGAGGAGUUUGCUACACUUUUAGCAAGAAUAGAAGCGUGUCUCAACUCUCGUCCAUUAGGUCCUAUAUCAGAAAAUAUUGAUGAUUUGUCUGCCCUAACACCUGGCCAUUUUUUAAUAGGUUCUGCUUUACUUACUCCGGCUGAUCCAGAAGAAACAGAAUUGGCUCAUAAUAUACUCAAUAGGUGGCGAAAAGUAAAAGCUCUGCAACAGGAACUCUGUCACCGUUGGAAAGAGGAGUACUUAAAAGAACUGCAAAAACGCAAUAAAUGGAAACAUCCUCAAACCAACCUGAAAGAAAAUGACCUUGUGGCCUUAAAAAAUGAACCAUGUAGUCCCACAGAAUGGCGGUUAGGUCGUAUUGUAAAAGUUUUUCCUGGUCCUGACGGUAAAGUUCGGGUGGCUGAUUUCAGAACGCAAAAUGGCAUAAUUACUCGACCAAUACACAAAUUAGUUCUGCUCCCUAAUUGCUCUGAUUAA